AUGUCUGCCUUCCGGAGUCUGGCCCGCGUCCCGCGCACCCCCAUCUUCGCUGCCCAGCGCAUGGGCUUCCAAACGUCGGCGCUGAGAUUCUCCGGCAAGGAAACAAAGCUUCACGAAGAGGGCCGUCCCCAGGAGGUCGAGGAGCACAAGCAGGACUCGUUGAAGAAGUCGAAGGAAGGCAAGGGUCACUGGAAGGACGAGCUCGCCUCUGACAGCGAGUCAAUUGUCAAGGCAGACCGCGGCGAGGUCGAGGCUUCGGAAGAGACUAUCAGCAAUCUGCAGAAGGAGACAGAGAAGCUGGCCCAACAGAAGAAAUAA
Molecule: messenger RNA, 318 nt
Organism: Diplodia corticola
Lineage: Eukaryota; Fungi; Ascomycota; Dothideomycetes; Botryosphaeriales; Botryosphaeriaceae
Product: mitochondrial carrier protein pet8 protein
Exons: 3
Coding region: 1-318 (105 amino acids)
Source: RefSeq, a predicted model, not a curated record